UCUUACCCCACUCUCCCCUACGUUUCUCCUGUCAAACAUGAGUAAUACAAAACAGCAAUAAAACUCUAAACCUGUCAUUGCUUUCUCUCUCUUUCUAGUGAAAUCAUGCACCUUACCUUCCCAUACAAGUCCAUCUUAGAUAUAGCCUUAUUUAAAGUGACUUCUUUAAAAUCCACCCUAUAGGAGCAACAGUAAACUCCCGAGACGCAUAUUUUUUUCCAGGAAGCAAAUAUAAUCGCCCCUUUCUUUUGCGUCACUCUCACGUCGCCGUCCCCCACCUAUGGAGCCCGGCCCCGCUUCAAAAAUAUGGACGUUUGAGCAAAUACAAGAGGCCUGAGUGAAGCUGAUGAAUAUUAUCAUCAUCAUCAUCAUCAUCAUCAUUGUGGGUCUUUCAGUGAGAGCAAAAGGAGGCCUUGGCAGGAAAUGGAAAAAUAAGCGUCUUACUUUGCAAUUGUAAUGACAUCGGUUCUUUUUUAGGCGGAUUUGGAAAGCUGCAUAAUUAAUCUGAAAGGUGCAAAUGUGGACGUGGAGCGUUUUCAUUAGGAAGUGAGGACCGGUGGGUUUGCAAGAUCUAUUAUUCUGAGCGGUUUCCGGGGAGUUUUAAAUAGCCUCUUCCCCAUUAUGAAUCAUUUCGUACUUAAGGCUGAAAUUAUUCAUAACAGUACCCCAUGCGUAAAGACGCGCAACACCAGUCACAAGAGACGUUGUAUGAACGUAGACGACAAUCUGGAUCCACUGUAGUGUUGAGUUUCUUGGGUAAGCCAGGAAGGCUGAGCGAUUAUUUGAUAGGCCGUGAAUAAAGUUAUAGGGCGGGCUGUAGUGAGGCUGACCGCCCUUUAAAGGAUUUGCAUGUUCAGGCUGAAUGCGCAGCUGCAGACGUGGGGGCGGGUCAGGUAGGUUGAUCAGACACGUUUGUCUCUGCGAAUCUUAAAUUUCGAUUUCUAACCUAAAAAAUGAACGACAGCUUUCCACCAUAUGUUUAAAACUGGAUCACAAGUAGAUGCAUUGUGCCUCGCUUAAUCCGUCCAGACUCAGCAACCAUGAAAUUUGGUUUCUGCACUUUUUGUAUGCAAUUAUUUCUUUUUUCUUCUUUUUUGUUAUAUUGGGAGUGAGAGCCAACGUAUGAAGUUACUCGCGUCAAAGUUAAUGUGUCGGUGCAGAACACAUGCCUUUGGAGUGGUGAACAAAACUUUUCUAGAUGUUUCUUCCUGAAUGAGAUAAGACCACAGUGGCACCAUCUGCUGUUGGAAAAGGUGCUCUGGAUAUAUUUUUGUGCAUGGAUGUCCUCUAAAGCCCCCGUGGUCACUGAUUAACCGAGCAGGAUUGGCAGGAAUCAACCAGCUUUCGUUACAUAAGGUUGCGAGUUGUAGGCCUAUGUUGUUUCAAAGAGAGACACUAAGAGUAUUUUUAGCCCUGGCAGAAAUCAGAGAACAAACACUAAACUGUUUUAGCGUAUGAAAGCCUACGUGUUCUGAUAAAAAUAGAUUUUUAAAGCCGUAUUGUCAGUCUCUUUAAAGACCUCUGGAUGGCCUAUACACACCAACAAAUGAUUCCUAACAAAAAGAUCUCAAAUCAUGGUAUAAUUGCUGAUGGGUAACAAAUUUGUCACUGUUUUUGAAACCACAUCUUUCCACCAGCGCAACAAGUUUAGCCUGUUUUCACCAGUGGUCAACAAUGACAGAUUUUCAGUGGCCGAUAGAGAGUAGGCCAACUGAUGACUGAAAUACAAUGCAAUACAACACAAUAUCAUUAUUUUGUUGUAUUUGUUGUCUUUGCAGCUGACAGACUACAACAUCUCAAUGAUACAAAAAAAUUGAGACACAAUUGUUGAACUUAAAAGUAUUUGGCUCAGUAAGGUAUGGCCACAAGGUAGUUCAGAUUUGUGCACAGCCACUUAAGUUUAUAAAAAAUAUUGAAAAUAUGAGACCGAUAUUGUUGCUGAAAAAGAAAGUUGUGAGGAAAUCUUAUUAAAAUCUAAUGUUCACAGUUAGCGUAGCCAGUAACAUGUUGUGGAUGAAUUUCUGAUGAAUUGAUGAUUUUAAAUAAACCAUUGGGAAAUGCUAUAAAGUUAAGUCUCUUAUGACUGAAUAUCAGAAACCUCAAAAGAAUUUAUGUCAGAACUUGUUUCAGAUUUCAUCUGCUGUCGCUGGGGUUUGGCUAAAGGUGUUUUCAUUUUGUAAAGCUCAUCAGUCCUGUCAAGGCUGAUGCUGAUAGAAGCAGAUUAGUUCAAAACGUUGUUAAUCAGCCUGAUUAACCGGUCUGUCUCUGAUUUUCACCCUGAAAUGUGAAGCCUGGAAGUAUCCUUACAGGUGAGAUUUUUGUUUUGGAUUUGGAAAUGGUAAAGUGAGGCACUUGAUCAAAAAGAGUAAUGACCAAAAUAAUAAGGGUGUAUGGAUGCCCUAUCAGAAAGUUUGAGUCUCUCCUCACCCAAUGGUGGGACCUUACUUCUUUUUAUACUGUCAUAAUCAUCUUUUUCUAAUUUCUUCCCUAUCCUUUUCAUUGUAUUUUUAAAGGUGACGAUUUUCUAUGGAGGACUCCAUUGAGGUGAUUCUGCAAAACCAUGGCAAGCACCUUCCUACCACCAAAGCCCAUCCCCUGGUGUCAGCCUGUACAGGCGUGGUGCUCACUGGCCUGUAUGGACUCUGGAGCCUGUUUGCUCUGCCUGGCUUUCGAAAAGUCCCCCUGAACCUCAAGGUUCUUGAGAUUCCUUUUUUUCUGUUCUUACCUGCCUGCUUUGCCUUUUUCCAAACCUUCAGCUGCAAAACACUGCACAUUCAUUUGAAAUCAAAGAUUAGAUGCCAGAUUUAACAUAACUUACAUAUUAACUAUCAUUUGUUUAUUUUGGAGCAUAGUGCUCCAUGCUAUCAACAAAUGUGGAAAAAGAAGAAAGGGGUAAGUCUAUAACUGUGAUCAUGCUUUACAUAGACCUGCAUGGUCUUAAUCUGAAAGACCUACUGUGCAGGAAUUCAUUUCUGUAAUAUAAAAGAGCUUUUGCUAUUUCUCUUUUACUGUCAGUACAAGAUGAACAAGAAAACAUGAUGAUCAGGAGCAGAAUGUCAGAAUUUGGGUAACAUAAAACUUUAUAAAUUUGAUUUUGCUCUUGCGCCUUUUGAUAAUAUUUCUCUUAUCUGUGUUUUUAUUAAAGUUGUGUCGAUGCUUUGCUCUUCCUACCUGAUACUUUGUAUCUCUUUUUUUAUAUAACACAUAAAAACAAGUUUACUGCAGAGAAAACAAGAAUUUGACAAGCUCUCAGGUUGAUCCUAGUUUAAUAUGGUCAGAGCCCUGCUGAAUUCAGAGAGAAGGAGAGAUGUGGUGUUUUAUUUGACAGUGUGUGGGAGACUAGAUUCAAGGUUAUAGUUUCAGCACUUUAAAACAUCACAUCACAGAAGUGAACUUGGUCUGAAGUAGAGAUUUUUAUAUAUGGAAAAGAAGAAAUUAUUGUUUACCUAGGAUGAAGUUACAGAGUCAGAGAUGUGAGAACUUUUCAUUGACCUUAAAUCAGACCAUUGUUCUUUUCUCACAGUUGAACUUGAUAAAAGUUGAUCUGUUAUAGUUCUCUAUUUACUGUAUACUGGCACAGUAUGAAACUCCUGUUAUCAUGACAUAUUUAAUGGCUAUUGUUUAUUUUUGCUGUGGUCCAGGUGCCUUAUUUGCCCUCAAGUAAAGAGCAGACACUGAACACUAUGAAGCUGCUUCAGGGACGAACAGGCCGCUUAGCAGAUCUGGGAUCAGGAGACGGGAGGCUGGUUAGUGUGUUGUAUCAAAACUGAAGUCCAAAUCUGUAUUUUUCAGCAUUCAAAUUCCUUUUGUAAAUUCAUUGCCUCUGUACUCAGUGGGUUACAGCAGUUUUAUUUGAUAUCAUUCAUUUGAAUUUUUCAGGUGCUUGCUGCCUCCUCAGCUGGAUUCCAGUGCACAGGGUUCGAGAUCAACUCCAUUUUAGUGACAUAUGCAAGGAACAAGGCUCGCUGGUCAGGAGUGCCCUCAAGCCAGGCAACCUUUGUGAAAAAAGACUUCUGGAAGGUAAGCCUUGACACUGAUAAUCUCUUCCUUAAUACAAAGUUCUGAAAUGGCGUGUUCGUGUCAUUUGGCUUUCAGACAGAUUUAUCGUCCUACAACAACGUGACAGCCUUCCUUGCUCCUGGGGUGGUGAGUUGCUCUGCGUUCCGAUUCGUCAGUCAUGUUGCACACAUUGUAUUUGAAUGCUAAGAAACUGACAUAGCCUUUUCUGUUUGGUUUAUAGAUGGAGGUUUUGGGUGAGAAGCUUUUGAAUGAGCUCCCUGAUGAUGCCCGGGUCGUCGCUUGUCGGUUUCCCUUCCCUGGCUGGCCAAAACAGUCGUCUGCUGGUUCUGGUCUGGACCAGACUUUUGCUUAUGAUAUAAGCAGUGUACGUUCAUACCUGAGAAAGAUGCCUGACACAGUGUGUGCAGUAAGUCCUUGUUAUGUGAUGAAAUAGGUGUUAUCUGUCAGUUUUUGUAACUCUAAAAUGAAGUCAUCCCUUCAAAAGAUGUUUUUUUUCCACAUUAAAGGGAUUAAAGGAUAAA
Molecule: messenger RNA, 4541 nt
Organism: Xyrichtys novacula (pearly razorfish)
Lineage: Eukaryota; Metazoa; Chordata; Actinopteri; Labriformes; Labridae
Source: the annotation of a GenBank genome assembly